GGUUGUGUGGACGUAAGUAGUGUUGACAAGUUGUGGAAACAAGCUGAAAGCCAGUGCUGUGAUAUACUUGUCCUUAUUAUUUACCAGUAAAGAUGACAGCGCCAUUUGAGAAGCCUCAAAUCAUAGCUCACAUACAGAAAAGUUUAAACUACACAGUGUUUGAUAGUAAAUGGAUACCAUGUAGUGCAAAGUUUGUCUGCAUGGGAAACUUUGCAAGGGGGACUGGGGUGAUGCAAAUUUACGAAGUGCAACAUGGAGAAGUCCAACUUGUGAAAGAGAUUGAGAAAGCAAAGCCCAUAAAGUGUGGGACUUUUGGGGCCACAUCUCUUCAACAACGGCAUCUUGCAACUGGGGAUUUUGAUGGGACUCUCAACAUAUGGAACCUAGAGGUGCCUGAGGUUCCAGUGUACUCAGUGAAGGCUCACAAGGAGAUUGUGAACGGCAUAGAUGGUGUUGGAGGCCUUGGGAUUGGUGACGGUGCUCCCGAAAUAGUCACCGGGAGCAGAGAUGGCACAGUAAAGGUGUGGGACACCCGGCAGAGAGACUCACCCGUGGCCAACAUGGAGCCAGGGGAGGGGGAGCCCAAGAGGGACUGCUGGACUGUUGCCUUUGGUCAUGCUUUUAAUGACCAAGACCGCUGUGUCUGCGCUGGCUAUGACAACGGUGACAUCAAACUCUUUGACCUCAGAAACAUGUCUCUACGAUGGGAAACCAACAUAAAGAAUGGGGUGUGUUGCGUGGAGUUUGACAGGAAGGACAUUAACAUGAACAAACUGGUAGCCACUUCAUUGGAAGGGAAAUUCCACGUCUUUGACAUGAGGACCCAGCACCCCACCAAGGGCUUCGCGUCUGUGUCUGAAAAGGCCCAUAAAUCUACUAUCUGGCAAGUAAGGCAUUUGCCUCAGAACAGAGACAUCUUCAUGACGGCAGGUGGAGCAGGCAACCUGCAUCUAUGGAAAUAUGAGUACCCUGCCCAGAGAAGUAAGAAGGAUGCAGAUGAGGUGGAUAUGGGUGUAGCUGGCACAGUCAACCUAUUGCAAAACGUCACCCUGUCAUCCCAGCCAAUCGCCAGCCUGGAUUGGAGCCCUGAUAAGCAGGGCCUGUGUGUUUGCUCAGCCUUCGACCAGUCUGUCCGUGUGCUUAUUGUGACCAAGCUCAACCGCGUGUGAAGUGGAGUAAGCAGGAGGAAUGCAGAUAGAAUAUUUAAAUGUAUGUCUAGGGGCAACACUCUGAACUGGACAUGGCUUUAUUGACAUUCUUAGUAUUUGUCAUCCCUUUAGUUUACUUGGAAUGCCCUGAUUUUUCAGAUGGUUUCCCUGAAACAAGCUUCUGCUUAUUGGAGCCUUGCUAAACACAAAAAACAAUCUGCAUAUAUAGAAUUGAUGUUUGUUUUCUGAUAGAAGAAUUCCCCACCCUUUUUUCAUUGGGUAUUGUUAGAAUGAGCUUUCCUCUUCUCAAUAUGUUGUGGGGGUCAAAUGUCCUUUCUUAUCCACUCUCAAUAUUUGUACUGAUUGGAAAGUUCAUGUUCACUCCAAAAUUAAUUGAUAUUGAAUGCUGCUGAAUCUUAAUAUAUUGCUGCAGUAUGUGUCAAUGUUUAUUUCUUUAUAAGGGUGGUCCUCUGUGUUGAACUAUUGUCAAUUGAUGUGUUUUCCAAAUAAAUGGACUUUGAGAAAAUCGA
Hypomesus transpacificus is the source of this 1678-nucleotide messenger RNA. RefSeq names its product dynein axonemal assembly factor 10 (gene dnaaf10). The record is from RefSeq and is a predicted model, not a curated record. Gene Ontology annotation, molecular function: ubiquitin binding. Bases 93 to 1169 code for a protein of 358 amino acids. The transcript has 8 exons. Lineage: Eukaryota; Metazoa; Chordata; Actinopteri; Osmeriformes; Osmeridae.